Suillus clintonianus is the source of this 1264-nucleotide messenger RNA. RefSeq lists its product as uncharacterized. The transcript has 3 exons. Lineage: Eukaryota; Fungi; Basidiomycota; Agaricomycetes; Boletales; Suillaceae. The coding region runs from base 380 to 1033 and encodes 217 amino acids. The record is from RefSeq and is a predicted model, not a curated record.
UACCGGCAGCACCCAUGCCGCAUUACAACCUGUCGCGACUUGGGAGCUAUUCUUCAUAUCUACGCUCAUAAUAUAUGACAGUCACUUAUCUUCGCUAGGUGUCCAACGUCUCAAGAACCUUUAUCAAACCCGGAUGAAGGACCUACUACGCUCAUGCGACUCGCUAGCACAGUCAAACUGGAAUUGACGUCCGUUGCGCACAAGUACUGAGAUCGACUUACCCAUCCAUGCCUGGGCCAUCCAUGUCAGGUCCAUCCUUUUAAAACCAUUAGCGUGAGAUAAGUGUACUACAUCAAAACCUUCUCCUAAACAUUGACAACUCCGAUGAGUGCAUUAGGGGUUAAUCAGUACUUGAACUUCGUCAACAUCAACAUCUAGCAUGCCACGCACAACUCCGAAUCACGACUUCACUGUGUCUGUUGAUGAUGGCCGCACAAUAGACUUGCAUGAUUCAUGGUGUUCCCCUGAGUCUAUGCAAGGACUUGUCUCGAUGAUGGGGUCUGAGGAUGCUGCUCGUCAAUGUGCGCAGGAUUCGUGGGACCAGGCGUGUCAAGCGGAACCGUUUUAUAUCCUUGGUCUCAAACCGUUGCCCAACUCGCUUGACGACGAUGUCCAGGUCCAUCAGUUGUUUCCCGACUAUUCGGUCCGUAUCUGGGGUGUAGGACUCGAGUCCGAGCAUAUGUAUCACUUCGAUUUUGUCGAUCCCCGCACAGGUCAUCCAGUCAAUCUGCCCCCUAAGUGGAAUAUUUUUGUUGCUCCUGGCAUACUUCAGCGUUUGCCGUUUGCACCUAUGAUGGACCUUGUGAUGCCAGUAGGCAUGCCGGUGCCAUCGAUGGAAAGAGAGGGUGGCUUAAAAUUCCGUGAGAUUCUUCCAGGAGAGGAGAAGUAUUUGCGCCCAGAAGGCACGAGACUCCGCGUUGUUUCUCCUGAGGGAUGUGAAGCCUUCUUUGAGAUUCCGGUUCGGGAAUCCAUUCACAUCGAAGCGGGCCAAGUUAACGUUAUCUCGGAAGCCAUAGUAGCCCCGACGUUAUGAAAGAUGCUACUCCCAGGGCAAUGUGGCGUGCCCUACCGUCUUGAUCAAAUACUGUUGAGUUACUGUGUUCAUUAUAAUAAACAACCGGCUGUCGCUAUGUAUGAUACACCCCAGGUAGGAAGCGGUUUUCGGAGGCAAAAGGUUAGCUUUCAGGCUAGGUUUCUAUGUCAUCGGAAACCAGCCUAAAAGGCCCAUGAUUCGCCAAUGUAAUUUUAUGACUGUCUUCAAAUU